CCACUGUGAGCUGUGCGCGACUCAUCUCAUCCAAGACCACGUUUUAUCUUUCAUUAAUCAGUUGCUCAGAAAGAAGGAAAUGGCAUCUGGUUCAUUCUUCUUCUGCAUCUUCAUUAUUGGAAAAUAUUUCACUCUCGGAAGUGCACAGGAUGUCAGUUGUCCCCUUGGCUCCUUCCCCUGUGGGAACAUCAGCAGGUGCCUGCCUCAGCUGCUUCACUGCAAUGGUGUGGACGACUGCGGGAACCGAGCUGAUGAGGACCACUGCGGAGACAACAAUGGGUGGUCUCUGCAACUGGACAAAUAUUUUGCUAAUUACUAUAAACUGGCUUCCACUAACUCCUUUGAGGCAGAAACUUCCGAAUGCUUGGUUGGCUCUGUGCCCAUGCAUUGUUUGUGCCGAGAUCUAGAACUUGACUGUGAUGAAGCCAAUUUACGAGCUGUCCCAUCAGUUUCUUCCAAUGUGACUGUAAUGUCCCUGCAGAGGAACUUCAUAAGAACACUCCCUCCCAACGGCUUCAGGAAGUACCGUGAGCUGCAGAAGCUGUGCCUGCAAAACAAUAGGAUUCACUCCGUGAGCGUCUCUGCCUUCAGAGGACUGCGCAGCCUCACUAAACUGUACCUCAGUCAUAACAGAAUAACCUUCCUAAAGCCAGGAGUUUUUGAAGAUCUCCACAGACUGGAAUGGCUGAUAAUUGAAGACAAUCACCUCAGUCGAAUUUCCCCACUCACAUUUUACGGGCUAAAUUCUCUUAUUCUCUUAGUGCUGAUGAAUAAUGCCCUUACCCGUUUGCCUGACAAACCCCUCUGUCAGCACAUGCCCCGCCUGCACUGGCUGGACUUUGAAGGCAACCGUAUCCAUAAUUUAAGAAAUUUGACUUUUAUUUCCUGCAAUAAUUUAACUGUAUUGGUAAUGAGGAAGAACAAAAUCAAUUACUUAAAUGAACAUGCAUUUACACACCUCCAGAAACUAGAUGAAUUGGAUUUAGGCAGUAAUAAGAUUGAAAAUCUUCCACCGAACAUAUUUAAGGAUCUGAAGGAGCUGUCACAAUUGAAUAUUUCUUAUAACCCAAUCCAGAAAAUUGAAGUAAAUCAAUUCGAUUAUCUUGCCAAACUCAAGUCUCUCAGCCUUGAAGGAAUAGAAAUUUCAAAUAUCCAACAAAGGAUGUUUAGACCGCUCAUAAAUCUCUCUCACAUCUAUUUUAAGAAAUUUCAGUACUGUGGAUAUGCACCACAUGUGCGCAGCUGUAAGCCCAACACGGAUGGGAUUUCAUCUCUAGAGAACCUCUUGGCAAGCAUCAUCCAGAGAGUCUUUGUCUGGGUUGUAUCUGCCAUUACCUGCUUUGGAAACAUUUUUGUUAUUUGUAUGCGACCAUACAUCAGAUCUGAGAACAAGCUGCAUGCCAUGUCCAUCAUUUCUCUCUGCUGUGCUGACUGCCUAAUGGGGGUGUAUCUAUUUGUGAUUGGUGCCUUUGACCUCAAGUUUCGGGGAGAGUACAAUAAGCACGCACAGCCGUGGAUGGAGAGUGUUCAUUGUCAGUUCAUGGGGUCGUUGGCCAUUCUGUCCACAGAAGUAUCCGUUUUACUUUUAACAUUUCUGACGUUGGAAAAGUACAUCUGCAUUGUGUAUCCUUUUCGGUGUUUAAGGCCUCGAAAAUGCAGAACAAUCACGGUUCUGAUUUUCAUUUGGAUUAUUGGGUUUAUAGUGGCUUUUGCUCCACUUGGCAAUAAGGAAUUUUUCAAAAACUACUAUGGCACCAAUGGAGUAUGCUUUCCUCUUCAUUCAGAAGACACGGGAAGUACUGGAGCCCAGAUUUAUUCAGUGGUAAUUUUUCUUGGUAUUAACCUGGUGGCAUUUAUCAUCAUUGUGUUCUCCUAUGGAAGCAUGUUUUACAGUGUUCAUCAAAGCACCGUAACAGUAACCGAAAUACAGAAGCAAGUGAAGAAGGAGAUGGUUCUCGCCAAACGCUUUUUCUUUAUCGUUUUUACCGAUGCGCUGUGCUGGAUUCCCAUCUUUAUACUGAAAUUUCUUUCGCUGCUUCAGGUGGAAAUACCAGAUUCUAUUACCUCUUGGGUGGUGAUUUUUAUUCUGCCUAUCAACAGUGCUUUGAACCCAAUUAUCUACACGUUGACCACUAGACCUUUCAAGGAAAUGAUCCAUCAACUCUGGCACAACUACAGACAAAGAAGGUCUGUUGACAGGAAAGGGUCUCAGAAAGCAUAUGCUCCGUCAUUCAUCUGGGUGGAAAUGUGGCCUUCGCAGGAGAUGUCCACGGGGUUCAUGAAGCCAGGCGCUUUCACAGACCCCUGUGAUCUGUCACUAGUUUCUCAAUCAUCUAGACUCAAUUCUUAUUCGUAACUGGAUCUUAUUCUCAAGAAUACUGUGAAGUGCUUCUAGAGGGAUUUGCCAAUAUGAAGGGAUAUGCGGAUAUCUAAGACAAGUUAGCUUAGAGUGGCCCAAGGUAGGGACAGGUAGCUGGUGUUCAUACAGAGAGAAGUAAUUAUGCUGACAAUGUGUGUGUGUAUUAUUACAUAUUUGCAUAGCGGAUGAAGGAAAUCUAUUUCAAGCAUGCAUUUAUGCACACUGCAUGGAGGUAAAGUGCUGAGCACACAACAUAGAGCCUUUUUAAUCUAUAUAGUGUUCAACUAUUAACAGCACAAACUACCCACAGCUCCUAGACUUCUGUUGUGCAGAUCAGCAAACAUAAGACCCACAGAUACUUUUAAACUAAGUUCUAAAGUGUUAUGAUACUCAAAGAUAACAGCAUCAGAUAAAAUGUUUGGGGUCAGCGAGAUGAUCAGUGGAGAAAGGUGAUUACUAUAUAAGAAUGGUGACCUGAGCUCAAUAUCUGGAACCCAUGGAAGGGUAGAAGGAGAAAAUAGACUCUGGAAAACUGUCCUCUGACCUCCACUUGUGCACCAUGGCAUGUGUGUGCACACAUACACAUCUCACACACACACACACAAUUUUAAAUGUGAUUGUUUGCAAAAUAGAAACAUUGCUGCUUAAUGAAUCCUUUGCAUUCUUCAUUGAGUCACCACACUUGAGAGUCAACACAUUUAUUAAAAGGAGACUUUGUUGCUAGAUGUCAUGGACAGACCUGUAGUCCUAACAUGGGAGAGGAAAAAGCAGAAGGGUCACAAGUUUGAGGCCAGCCUCAGCCACAUCGAAAAAUCCUGGCUCUCACAUGUAAAAGCAGAUCUUACGAUAGCGUUCAAUUGCUAAAGUACUUGUGCGCACACAACCAACUGAGUCUGAAUUCCUAGUACGACCAUUAAAAAGCCAGCUAUGGUAGAACAUACUUUUAAUACCCGUGCUGAGGAAGUAGAGACUGGAGGACCCUGAAGGCUUGUUGCCCAGCUACUGAGGAAGACACCUACUGCCAGCCUCUGACUACCACACACAUGUAUUACUCAUGCCCAGACACACACACACACACACACACACACACACACACACACACACACAGAAGGGAGGCAAGCUUUGUUAUAAACCCAGAACCAGCAUUUGUUCUGUCACUCCAUAUUGAGUUCUCCAGUGGCUUCGCUCUAAGUUGGUGCCAUCAUGAGGAAACAGAACAGGACAGUAGGUAGAAUAUUGCAAAGGGGUAAGCCAGAGAAGCAGGACUGAUGGCAUUUAGAUCAAUGAAAUCCAAUUCAGAAAUAAGCCUUCAUGUUUCAAUUGAUUGUUUAAAGGGUUACAAGACACAUGUAACCUAACAAAAUUAAAUCAAGAAGAUAUAAACAACUUAUAUCCACAACCUGCAAACAAAACUUUAAGAAAAGCUAACACUAGUGCUACUCACACUGUUCCUCAGAUGAAAAUCCAAGGAACACUAGCAAACAUACUCUACGAACCCAGCACAGCCCUGAUCAAAACCUUAGGGGAAAAAAAAAAAAAAACAAUAAAAGAACAAAACUAUAGAUCAAUUCCUUGAUCAUAAAUGUAAUGAUUCUCAAUAAACAUCAAUGAAUCAAAGUCAGGAACAGAUGACAGAUUGGGACGAUUGCACACCAGGACUAAGUUUGUUUUAUCCAGGUAGGUAACUUUGUUAAUCCAUUUCACAAAUAAACAAAUCUAAUAUAACACAUAGGGUAGAUAUCAUGUGAUUAUUUCAACACACACAUAACACCUUUGAAAAAAUUUGACAACCUUCAUAAUAAAAGCCCCAUGGAAACUAAGAAUAGAAGGAGCCAAAGCUAGCCUAAUAAAGGCCAUAUAAAACAAAGCUGCAAGUAACUGAACUAAAUGGGAAAUGGCAUCACCUCUAACACAGGGAAUGAGAUAAGAGAGUCUGAUGGAGACCUGGGCAGCAUCAUGGCCAGCAGGUAAACCAUCCACAUAAGGUGAAGAAUGAGACUCAAAUCAGCACCAAUUUUGCAGGUGCUGGCCCUAAACUUCCAGAACCUGACCUUGGAGUUUAUUUUUCUUACACAUUUAAGCACCGUAAAUUUUAGGGAAAGGUUUCCAUGUAACAGUUAUCACAAUGAAACUCCCUAUAGAAGUAGCAAAGCAUUUAUGAUCUUUACAAUAUGAAUUUGAUUGGCUGAUAAACAGUGCUCAGGGCCUAAGGAGGAAGGAUUUGUAAUAAUGAUCGAUUAUUGAUGGAGGACACAAAGGACUUUGAGCCUCUUUUGUAAGUUGGGUUCUACUCACUGAGAGACAAGGCUCAGGAUUAGGGCCUCCACAAUGCUCAGGGUUUGGCAGGGGUGGGAGGAUUCAGGAAGGCUGGCUCCACAGCCCAGCAAAACGAUCACCGGGUUGUCGAACAACACCCAUCCCAGCUUCCUAGGCGACCAGUGUCAGUUAUUUUCUUCCUUUGAAGAAAACAGGCUCGCAUGUUUAAUACAUCUGGUUCCUCAAACACUUUGUCCUGUGCCUAUGUUCCUGUUUCUAUGCCGUGCCUCCUACAAGUGCCCACUUACAUAAUUCUUAUUCAGUAUAUCUUUCAAAGUGUUAGCUUGAAAAAAACAAAAACAAAAAGAAAUUUAAAAAAUCGCCAUAAAUAUGAUGGAGAAGUUAAUAUAUCCCUAUUGUAGACAACUCAAAGCUGCAUUUAAAAGACCCUAAAGAUUCCAUUAGAAAGUUCACGGACCUCAACAUUUUCCCUAUAGUGUUACUCAAAAUAUAAUCCAUACACCAUGUGACCUAGCUAGUCAACUCAUGGGCAUACACCCAAAGUACUCAGUGUUAACAUAACCCAGAGAUACUGGUAUAUCCAUACUUAUUGUAACGUUCACCAAAAGACAGGAAAAAGGGAACAGCCUAGACAUUCAUUGAAAGAAAAGGAGACUUUACAUAUUUACAAAAUAUUCAGUAGCUUCCCUAUAUCUCUGUAAGAAACCUCAUUUGAAGUAAGUUCAUCAUGUGUACAUAGAAACACUACUGAUUUUUGUGUUUAUUUUGCAUCCUAUUUUUUAACAUUGAAAUCUCCAGUUACAUGAAUCUUCCUGAAAAUGUCUUCUUUUUUUCCUGCUCGGUGGCUGAAUAAAAGUUUCAUUAUGUA
Messenger RNA from Mus caroli (Ryukyu mouse), 5504 nucleotides. RefSeq names its product relaxin family peptide receptor 1 (gene Rxfp1). Gene Ontology annotation, biological process: activation of adenylate cyclase activity; adenylate cyclase-activating G protein-coupled receptor signaling pathway; hormone-mediated signaling pathway. NCBI's taxonomy places the organism in Eukaryota, Metazoa, Chordata, Mammalia, Rodentia, Muridae. Gene Ontology annotation, cellular component: plasma membrane. Gene Ontology annotation, molecular function: G protein-coupled peptide receptor activity; protein binding. The record is from RefSeq and is a predicted model, not a curated record.